Molecule: messenger RNA, 3315 nt
Organism: Cladophialophora carrionii CBS 160.54
Lineage: Eukaryota; Fungi; Ascomycota; Eurotiomycetes; Chaetothyriales; Herpotrichiellaceae
Exons: 1
Coding region: 1-3315 (1104 amino acids)
Source: RefSeq, a predicted model, not a curated record
AUGGAAGAUGAGGGGAAUGAUAGUGAAGCAGAUGACGACGAGGAAGAGGUGGACGAUGAAGACGGAGCUGACGCUGGGAACGGUGACGAGGAUGAAGACGGCCUCGACGAUCGCGAACCCUUGCUUCCAAUCUUUUCAGCUGCGCAUCUCGAUGCCAUACCAGUCUUUGCUCUCACCCAUGCUGUUCGAUUGUUGGUCACCUCCCGUUGCGACACGGUCUUGUCCUGGGAGCAGCUCCGAGCCCCCCAGAUCUCGCAGUUCCUAGUGAAGCCUAUAGAACAAGAGAUUCGCAACAAUCAUCUCAAUGCUGCCACACAUUAUGCUCUUAUGGCCAACUGUCUUCAGUACGGAAAAGAAGCUGCUAUGACCUCGGGCAACAGUGGGACGAAUAGAACUCGUGCCAUGGUCUGCGAGCUGCUCGCGAUCAAGAUGCUUAGAGACUUCUCUACAAGAGGAUUGAUUGACGCUUUGUCAUACGACUUUGACCCUCUGCAAGGACACCUGGACGCUGUACCACAUACUCAGGACGAACGGAGGUCCACGGUAAUUUCCAGAAGGGGAACCCAGCGCCCAGCGAGAAUAUCCUGCUUCGAAAUCGCCAUCCGUGCUCAGGCCAAGAAGUUCCUCUCUCAUCCCAUGGUGGUGAAGCAGCUGGAAGCGAUCUGGGCCGGCACUAUCGUCUUUCACUCUGCUGCCGACAACCUGCAUCGCCAGUCUCCAUCCGCGAGCAAACAGCUGAGAAGCUACGGGACAAGUGGUGGGAACUCAACCAGCAAGCUAGUUCCCACUAGCAUUGAAACUCAACCUGCGCGACGAGCUGUUACGCUGUACAAUCCUCGCGACGCCUCCCUCUUCAAGCUGUCCCGGUUGCGUGUCCCUCGAUACCGCAACAUUCUCUCCACCUUGUCCUUUGCCGUCCUUCUCAGCUUGUUUGUGGCCGUCCUUGUGGAGCGAUCGCUGGAGAUUACGACACUCGAAGUCAUUUUCUGGUUUUGGGCGGCGGGCUACAUGCUCGAUGAGAUUGUGGGCUUCAACGAACAAGGCUUCAGUCUCUACAUCGCGAGCUUCUGGAAUACGUUCGACCUGGGAAUCCUUGUCCUGCUUCUCAUCCACCUGGCGCUCCGGCUGUAUGGCAUACUGAUGCCCGACGUGAGGAAACACUAUGUGGCCAACAUGGCGUACGACGUGCUCGCCGCUGACGCCAUCCUGCUGUUUCCCAGGCUGUUCUCUGUUCUUGACCAUUACCGCUACUUUUCGCCGCUCUUGAUUGCCUUCCGAUACAUGGCCGCCGACCUUGUUGCAGUCUCACUGUUGAUCCUGAUCAGUUGCAGUGGGUUCUUCGUUGCGCUGACUUUGUCUUUCGGCAAAGAUGGCGUUGACACUCCUAGCUCGGUGGCAUAUGCGCUACUCCAGAUGCUGAUGGGGUUCACACCUGCGGCGUGGGACCGGUGGAACGAAUACAAUGCCUUGGGAAAGACCAUCCUGACAUUGUUCUUGUUCAUCUGUCACUUCCUCGUGGUCACCAUCCUGAUCACCGUACUGACGAAUUCCUUCAUGGCCAUCGUCCGGAACGCGAAUGAAGAGCAUCAAUUUCUGUUUGCAGUCAACACCAUCUCCCACGUCAAAUCUGAUGCUCUCUUCUCCUAUGUCGCACCGACCAACAUCCUGCAAUGGCUCCUGGUGCCUCUGCGGUACUUUGUUCCUUUCCGGCAGUACGUCAAAGUCAACAGAACCAUAAUCAAAAUCACCCACCUACCGCUGUUAUUCUCCAUUUUUGUGUACGAGAAGACUAUCCUGCAGUCUACCGUGUACGACAGUAUUGAUCUCGUUGACCACCGAAGCAAAGGGAGAAGAGCGCCCAAAUUCCCGCGCCUGACCAGGGCCCCUUCCAUUGCCACUUUCAGGCAAGAUAGAGCCCUGGAGGAGGUAUUCAGACAGCCUUUUGACGCCACGGUACGGGGCGCCCAACGAAGUCGCGAUCUCCGUAAGGCGAGCAACGUGGUGAAUACAUGGAUGAGUAAAAUGGGCGACGAUGCCGUGGAGCCCCCACAGGAGCAGGACAGGCAGGUUGUUGACAGACUAGAGGCGAAAGGGUCAUCCUUUCGCCGGCCACGCCACUUCAGCCGGGUCCGCGAUUUCUCACGCCGCACAAUGUCGGUCGUGUCUGAUCCGGCUGAUUUUGCAACCGCUGCGGAUGUCUUUUCUCCAGCCGAAAGACAGCCAGUGAUGAUAACGCCCUCGGCCAUGGAAGAGCCCAAUCACCAUACGGACGCGGAUGGAGACGAUGAACUACACACCAACGAUGAGAUUGACGAGGAAGAAACCACAGCGUCCGAAACUCGACCGCCAAAUGAGGACGAACGUGAGACACAUAAUAGGGCUAAUGCCGCCGUUGAGCGCCGUGACUACUUUACAUCUAAGCAGUCGCCAACAGCUCCCGCACCCGACGACGGUCAGCCUGUAAGGACAAAUCCCCACGCCAGGCUUGAUAAGGCAUAUUCUCCCAGGCAUGGGCAUCCCUCGCACACGCGCAACGUGUCAACCGCAACGAUGAUAUUCAAACCAGUGUUAGACUCCAGCACCGAGCAAUCUUCCUCCAUUGGGGGCACAAUAGCUCCAGUCACAAAGGCACAGGUCUCGGCCCCCGCAUCAGGAACUCGGACACCACUUUCCAAACCUGGAUCCCAUACUCCAGGCCACCGGACACCAAAGCGACCUACAGCAGGCCCGACUCGAAUGCGACCGGUCCUGCCUGGUAAAAGUGAGCAAGCCUUUCGAUCAACCCCGAAUCUUGCCGGACUGCUACCAGUUCCAGGACAACCUCGGCGAAGACCGUCGCUUGAACUGGAUCUUGUUUCAGAUAUUGGUGAUAACCAAGCAGUCGGUGGCGGCUUCAUUGGGGCGCUACCAAGUUCCUUUGCCGCCCAUGUGGCGAAAGAGGCUGUCGAGUCACGACAUGCCAAGGAGCAGAAAGAGCAACAGGAGAUGUUUACCAAGAUUAUGAUGGCUAGGAUGAACUCACUGGAAGAAAGUUUCCGAGAUGUCAUUCACGAGAUGCGAAGCCAUCUGCGGCACGGUAAAGGAGCCAGCCAGAGUCGCGGCCGCGGUCGCAAAGACCGAUUUGGAGAAAAGGAAGCCAUCCGGCCAGCCACGGCAGAUGCUGACACGGAAAGGCCUAGUCCUAAGUCAAGCAGAGCUCUGGAGAAGCGCACUUUUGCUCAAUCGGAGCCAGGCGCGACGGUGACUGAGACGGCAGACAAGGAAGCAAAGGAGUCUGGAAAGAUUCCAGCCCACGACCGGCCCGUGUCUCGUUGA